This is a messenger RNA of Funneliformis caledonium, 1302 nucleotides long. The record is from the annotation of a GenBank genome assembly. NCBI's taxonomy places the organism in Eukaryota, Fungi, Glomeromycota, Glomeromycetes, Glomerales, Glomeraceae.
AUGAAUCCAAUUCCUAUUACUGUACUCGCAGAACCUUUAAAUGAUACCAUGAUUGCCGUUGAGUGGCAUGGUAGUAAUGACAUACGCAUCAAUACAAAACGUCAAAAACCUGUCCUCAUUCAACCAACCGACGCCAUUGUUCGUAUAACCGGAACUACUAUAUGUGGAUCCGAUUUACAUUUGUAUCAUAAUGAAAUCCCUGGGAUGAAGAAAGCUGAUAUCGUGGGUCAUGAAGGAAUGGGCAUCGUUGUUGGUGAAAAGGUCGCAAAUAUUAAACCAAAUAACCGCGUUGUCAUUUCCGCUAUGAUUGCAUGUGGACAAUGUGAGUAUUGUCAAAAAAAAUUGUUUAGUUGUUGCGACGUCACCAAUCCAAGUAAAGAGAUGGAUGAAUUAUCCGGUUAUCGUACCUGUGGGAUGUUUGGAUAUUCCCAUUUGACUGGCGGAUAUGAUGGAAUUCAAGCUGAAUACGUUCGGGUUCCUUAUGCUGAUGUCAACCUUCUUCAAGUUUCGGAAGAAGAUUAUCAAACUUUAGGGGAAAAAUUGGUCUUAUUAUCGGAUGUUGCAUGUACUGGUUGGCAUGCCAACGAAUUAGGCGAAGUGUCUAAAGGUGAUAUUGUUGGAAUUUGGGGAUGUGGACCAAUUGGCUUAAGCGCAAUCGCAUGGGCGAAAUUUCGUGGCGCGUCGCGUAUAAUCGCGAUCGACUGUGUUCCGCAACGUUUAGCAAAGGCACAUGAUUUUGGAGCCGAAACAAUUAAUUUCAAAGAGCAUAAAGAUAUAGUCGCUAAAAUGAAGUUGAUUGUUCCCGGUGGACUGGACGUUGCAAUCGAGUGCGCAGGAUUUCGUUAUACCAAAACUCUUAAACAACUGGUAGAAAAAACACUCUUGGCUGAGACUGAUAGUACUGACGCAUUAGAUGAAGCAAUUCGUUGUGUUAAAAAAGGUAAGCUCGAGAGCGGUAACUUUGAACGUAUAAGGUUAAUAAUUGCUAACGUUCCCCGUGUUGUUGCAGGUGGACGAAUUUCUAUCGUUGGAGUAUUUGUCGGGAAGGUCAACAAUUUUCCGAUUGGUGCGGUUAUGGAAAAGUCACUCACUUUGCGAAGCGGUCUAGUUCAAGUGCAAAAAUAUUGGGUUCAACUUUUAUCAAUCAUGAAAAUCAAUAAAGUGAACAUGAAUAUCUUUACUCAUCACGGGAAUUUGGAAGAUGCCGGAAAAUUUUAUAAAAUGUUUGAUCAGAAAGAAAAUGGGGUAAUUAAAGUCUUCUUGCGUGUUGGCGAUCAGUGUAAAAAUCAGCACGAAAGGUAA